Messenger RNA from Williopsis jadinii, 1475 nucleotides. It is a transcript of the gene RSC6, whose product is annotated as Rsc6p. The record is from RefSeq and is a predicted model, not a curated record. Lineage: Eukaryota; Fungi; Ascomycota; Saccharomycetes; Phaffomycetales; Wickerhamomycetaceae. Bases 47 to 1405 code for a protein of 452 amino acids. Gene Ontology annotation, cellular component: nucleus; SWI/SNF complex. Gene Ontology annotation, biological process: regulation of transcription by RNA polymerase II. The transcript has a single exon.
AACAACAACAACAUCAACAAGCAGUAUUCAAACGACAGGGAACGCGAUGAACAGAGCAAAUCCGAACGGCCCACAGCAGGUGGUUCAACAAGGUGUUUCUGCUGCUCAGAUUCGUCCUACUGAUAUCACCAUACGUCGUUCUUUGGACUCUUUUAUCCCAGAAUUGGAGCUAUACAGAAAGUUGGUUGACGCUGAAAAACGUAUUGAUAUACUCACAGCUCGUAAGUUCUCGGAUGUGACUGAAGUGUUCAACAAGUUUCCACGGAAAAAGGAGCUUUUGCGUAUCUUUGUUUAUAACAUUGCCGAGAACCAGCCAUGGCAACAGAAGGAAGGUGAGGCGCUUUCCGGCGAGCCAAGCUGGACGUUGAGGAUUGAAGGCCGCUUGGUGAACGAGAAGGAUGUCAACGAUGCCACGAGAAGAAAGUUCAGUACGUUGGUGACCGGUAUUGCGAUUGAUCUUUUACCUCAAGAAGAGAAGAAGCCUCUGGCUGGAGACUCACAGCCGGGGGUAUCUCAGCAAGAUCCACAACAACCAUUACAGCCACAGCAACCACAACAGCCAUUACAGCCACAGCAACCACAGCAAACACAGCAACCACAGCCUUCACAACAACCACAACAACCACCUUCAAAGGACAAUAUCAUUGAAUGGCAUGAACAGCAAGACCCUAAGGCGAAGCAAGCUGAAUUCGAUGGGCUCGAUAUCAAGAGAAACGGUGCAAAGAACUUGAAGGCCAAAAUCACCAUUCAGCCAAAGGAGUAUCCGAUUUACUUACAAACCUCAUCAGAACUGCGUUCUUUGAUUGGAGUUGCGGAGACUACACAGCACGAUGCUGUGUACGCUAUAUGGCAAUACAUCCAGCUGAACAACCUACAAGCUGUGGAUGAUAAGAGAGUCAUCAACUGUGAUGAGAGCCUUUCCCAGCUCUUUGGUGUUCCACGCUUCAACUUCAAGGACAUAAUAGCACUCUUGUCCAAACAUCUGACCCCAAACAAGCCAAUCAGCAUCGAGUACGAGAUCAGGGUUGACAGGGCCUCAACACUGGGCGACGUUGUCAUCGACGUUGAAGUUCCAGUGGAGGACAUUGCAGAGCAGGAGUUACUCAGAGAGGAGAGCAAGAAGCUAGUUACCGAGCAUGACGAGGCCAUAAAGGAGCUGAGUACGAAGAUCGUACUGGGUGUCCAGGGUCUGCACAAUUCGCACAGAAAGUACCAGUUCUACGACAAACUAUCCCAGGACCCGGCAACGUUCCUCAAAUCCUUCACAGAGUCCCAUUCAAAGCUGCUGAAGAUUCUAAGCGGAGAUGAAGGCUAUAACGAGGAGGACGUCAGAAGAUCCACGUUCUACACAGACGACCUCUUGGCUGAGAACAUCGACGUGCUGUUAAAGACAAACCGUCUAUGAGGCGUCACUCUUUCCCCCUUUGCUCUCCCAUACAAACUGUACCACUAUACGUAAGAGUAAUAAACGAAUG